This is a messenger RNA of Funneliformis caledonium, 1410 nucleotides long. Lineage: Eukaryota; Fungi; Glomeromycota; Glomeromycetes; Glomerales; Glomeraceae. The record is from the annotation of a GenBank genome assembly.
AUGGCUCCGCUUUUCGCAGAUUCCUUACUGCGGGAUAUUUGUCAAUUGUUGAAUGAUACUAGUAAUUGUGAUGUGAUAAUCGAGGUUGGCAAUGAGAGAGAACCUUUUAAAGCUCAUUUUGUAAUUUUAGGAGCCCGUUCUCCUUAUCUGAAAACCGCUUUAACUUCUAAUUUGGUGAAAAAAGAAAAUGAUAUGAUUAUUUUUACAAUGCCAAAUACUUCUCCUAAAGUUUUCGGAAAAAUCCUAAAAUAUAUUUAUACGGGUGAAUUUCUUUUAACUGAUGAAGAAGAUAUCCAAGAAAUGAUGCUCGAUUUGUUAAUAGUGGCCGAUGAAUUAGCGCUUCUUGAAUUAGUCAAGUACAUGGAAGAAUAUAUUAUUACUUUUGAGCGGGAUUGGAUUCAAGAAAAUCUUGCAAAAAUAUUUUCCACCGCAUCCAAAUACGAAAAAUUUACUAGACUUUGGAAACAAUUUUGUGGAGAAUUAUUAGCACAACGACCAAAUGCACUUUUCACUUCCUCAUAUUUCCUUUCGUUAAAACGGUCAACCUUACUUACAUUUAUUAAACGCAAUGACUUGAAUAUUGAUGAAAGUGAAAUUUGGAAAAAUUUGAUCAAGUGGGCCUGCGAACAAACGCCAAAACUCUGUCACGAGGUUGAGCGAUUGACACAAGAUGACUUUAAGGAAUUAGAAAGCCGAUUGAAAGAUUUUAUUCCAUUUAUUAGAUUUUUCAGUAUUACAAAGGAUCAGUACAUUUUAGGAGUUUUACCUUAUGAAAAUAUCCUUCCUGAUUCUUUGAGAAAUGAAUUAAAGAAAUUCUUUGAAUCGAAUGAGGAAAAAUCUCCACCUAAAAAUUUUUGUUCGUCAAGAAUUCCAAUCACUCAAACGGUGCCAGAUUCCGUUCUUAUUAAUAAUAAACACAUGGCACUUUUAGCAAGUUGGAUCGAUUCAAAAGACAAUGAUGGAAUUAGCUUUAAUAUUUCAAAAAACGUUUAUGAAUUUAAUCUAUUGCUUCGCGGAAGCCGUGACGGAAAGACUAUUCGAGAAUUUCACAAAUUCUGUAUUAACAAAGGACCUACUUUAGUUAUAAUUAAAGUUAAAGGUACCAAUCAAAUCAUUGGUGGCUAUAAUCCCGAACCAUGGAAUUUAGAAUAUGGAUUGAAAUACAAUGAAGGCGCUUUUAUUUGUUCUUUGGGCGGUGGUGACAAAAACUUUGGUAUCAUUUUAAGUCGAGCUAAAUAUAACGAAAUGUCAAUUCGUAAUGCACCGAAUUUGGCAAUUGGAUUUAUGGAUCUUGGAUGGUUUGAAGGAAGGUAUAAUCAUUUAUAUUUCGAAAAAAGAAUUAUGGAGAGUACUUAUAAGGAAUUUAUUCAAGACUAUGAAGUUUUUCAAGUUUGUAAAAAGAUUUUAUAA